CAGAAGAGUGCGACGUUGCAUGAUGGGUAUGAUGGGUAUGAGAGGAAUGGGGAUGGGUAUGGGAGGAAUGGGGAUGGGUAUGGGAGGAAUGGGUAUGAGAGGAAUGGGGAUGCGUAUGAGAAGAAUGGGAAUGGGUAUGGGAGGAAUGGGAAUGGGAGGAAUGGGAAUGGGAUCUGGAGGAAUGGGAAUGGGAUCGGGAGGAAUGGGAAUGGGAUCGGGAGGAAUGGGAAUGGGAUCUGGAGGAAU
Molecule: messenger RNA, 246 nt
Organism: Anisakis simplex (herring worm)
Lineage: Eukaryota; Metazoa; Nematoda; Chromadorea; Rhabditida; Anisakidae
Source: the annotation of a GenBank genome assembly